Culex quinquefasciatus (southern house mosquito) is the source of this 7070-nucleotide messenger RNA. RefSeq lists its product as uncharacterized. The transcript is spliced from 9 exons. Gene Ontology annotation, cellular component: nucleus. Lineage: Eukaryota; Metazoa; Arthropoda; Insecta; Diptera; Culicidae. Bases 197 to 7003 code for a protein of 2268 amino acids. Gene Ontology annotation, molecular function: RNA polymerase II cis-regulatory region sequence-specific DNA binding; zinc ion binding; DNA-binding transcription factor activity, RNA polymerase II-specific. Gene Ontology annotation, biological process: regulation of DNA-templated transcription. The record is from RefSeq and is a predicted model, not a curated record.
UGUCAACAAACAUCCGAAGCUCUGAAUUUCUGCUAAAAUUGUUUUAAUAAUAGGUUUAGUUUUUUGUGUUUUAACUAAUUUAUUGUGAAUAAAAAAAAGUUUUAAUGUGUUUAAUAAGCAGCUAAUGAAAAAAACGUGAAAACUCAGUUUUAAAACUGUGAAAAAAGCUUGCAAAAAAUUCAAACUCCCUUGCGCGAUGGACCCGUCCGUCGACUUCGAUCUGGCCAAACUGUGCCGGUGCUGCCGCAAGCGGGGCUCGGGCCUGCAGUCCAUCUUCACCUUCGUCUGCAAAUCCGGUGCCGCCACACUGCACGAGAUGCUGCUCAGUUGCAUCCCCCAGUCGCAGCUCCAACCGGACGACGGUCUGCCGGAGCAGCUGUGCUCGCGGUGUAUCGCCGCCGUUAGCUCGGCGUACCAGUUCCGGAAGCGGUUCGAGGAGAGCGAUGGAAUUUUGAGGGCGUAUGUGAAGGAGAGGGGUCGACAGGGGGAGAGCUUGCUUGGGGGGAUGUCUGUGAAGGUGGAACUGGUGGACAUUAAGGCGGAGCAGAUUAUCGUUGAGGCGAAUCCGCUGGUUGAGGAGGAGCAGGAGGAACAGGUGGAACCCGUCAAGGUGGAGCUGCGAAUGGAUUCCGAUGACGGAAGUGAAUUUGUGGGGGAUGAUAAUGUGGACUUUAGUUCGGAGGAGGAGCAGUACGAGGAGAAGCCCAAAGUAAGUGGUGAGAAGAAAAGAGUCAGGAAUCGGAAGAAGCCGGAUCCGAGCGAGUACAAGGAAUGUCCCACGUGUGGGAAGAAGUUUGAUACAAAGUAUCACUUGGACAGACACGUGAGGGCGCACAAGAAUGACACCCAGUGCGAGCAUUGCGAGAAGCGAUUCUCGGCCAUGGAUUACAAGGACUAUCGGAAGCACAUGCUGACGGAUCAUCCUGGGAUGGACAUUCAACCGCACAGGAAAUCGACGGACAAGUCGGAAGCUCGAGACGACGAGGGUAGUGAUAAUGUGCCAAGUGCCAACGAGCCGGACGAGGACGACGAAGACAAGCCCGCUGGUAAAAAGAAAAGAGCCGGGAAACGGCGAGGUGCGAACGAGUACCGGGAAUGUCCAAUAUGCGGCAAGGGUUUCCCCUCGAAGUAUCACCUGGAGAGGCACGUUAAAACGCACAACAACGACACCAGGUGCGAGUUCUGCGACCAACAGUUCUCCGCCACGGCUUACAAGGAGUACUGCGAGCACAUGCAGCUGGAACAUCCCGGAAUGCCGGUUCAACCGCACAAGAAGACAAAACCCAUUGAUAAUUCGCUGGUCGAAGAAUUCUUCAAAAGUAUUCAACAAAAGGAAAUUUCCUGCAAGCUGUGCGAUGCCAAACUUGAGCGGAUCGCAGAGUUGCGGAACCACCUACGAACUCACUCCGAUCCCAGCACGCUGAUCAACGCAGGCAUCCCGACAAAGACGUUCCUCUUCGCGGAGGGUUACGUCCCGGACAAUUACCUCGACAUCUUGGUUCAGCAAAUCAAUAACUGGGACGUACAACGCUUCUACCAGAUCGUCGAACCCACCGGCGAAGAACUCACCUUAAGCGAUUCCGACUCCGACCCGGAAGACCUCGUCCAACGAGUCCACACCUGCUUCACCUGCCACCAGAGCUUUCCCCGGCUCAAACUCCUCACCGACCACGCCGCCACCAGCCACAACCCCGAACAACUCCUCACCUGCCAGCACUGCCAGCAGCAAGGCUUCCCAAACAACACCAUCCUAGAGCGUCACCAGCGGCAGCAGUGCGCAAACAGCGCCAAAAAGUUCCUCUGCGCCAUCUGCAACACCAAGUUCAUGUGGCAAUCCAGUCUCGAUAAACACGCCGCCGCCAACCACGCCAACCCGUCCGCCGAUCCGCAGCAUGAUUCCGGCAAGCGGUUCCUCUGCCCGAUGUGCAACAAGGGCUUCACCCAGAUGCACCAUCUCAAGCGGCACGUCCGCGGCCACGUGCCGUCCGAGAAGAAGUUCGAGUGUCCGGAGUGUCACCGGAAGUUCCACCGCAAGGACAAUAUGAAGUUUCACAUGCGGACGCACCAGCCGAAGCGCGAGGACGAACCGCCCAAGCAGACGCACCUGUGCUCGCUGUGUGGACGGGGGUUUACGUCGAAUUACAACUAUGUGGUUCAUAUGCGACGGCACACCGGGGAGAGGCCCUUCAAGUGUGAUCAGUGUGAUAAAGCUUUCCCGCGUUCGCUGGAUUUAACGUAUCACAAACGGACGCACACUGGCGAUAAACCGAGCGUUUGCAACAUAUGUGGCAAGGCAUUCUCGCGCCACCACCGCCUGGUCCGUCACAUGCGCGUCCACACCGGCGCCCGGCCCUACGCUUGCACCUACUGCGACCGUACCUUUACCCAGUCCAACGACCUCACGCUGCACAUCCGACGCCACACCGGCGAGAAGCCCUACUCCUGCCCCAUCUGUAACGAGCGCUUCAUCCAGGGAACGGCCCUGCGCGCCCACCAGCGCUCCGUCGGCCACAUCACCGAGGAGACACUGCUUCCGGUGAGCAACUACGGGCGCAGUUUGCUGGAGGGUUGUCGUAGUUUAGCGAAUCGGAAUUCGUCGGAUGCCCCAGCGGAGGCGCAGCUUGCCGUCCUUGAGGUAGAUUUCGGCGCGGCUUUUGAGCAAAAAGUCCGGCAUGAAGAGGACUCGUUCGAGCGUGCGGCCGCUCUGUCGCAGGGUCCACCCGUUGGCGUCGACCGUGAGCAGUUCGACAAAGUACUCGUGGCACGUGGGAGGGUCCGCCGGGGGACCGUCUUCGCACUGGCCAAUCGUGACGGCCAUGUGCCUGCGCUCGUGUUCGGUGGCGCCCUGGUUCAGUCUGACUUCGAGUCGCCAAGCGAUUUUGUUCGCGUCCAGCAGCGUUUGGGAUUGAGUCGUGCGGCUGGUCAGGAAGUCCGGGAUCGUGAGGUGGCCCUCGACGAACUUGGGCAUCCGUUUGAGGUUGUGAUCAGCAGGAAUCUGCUUCAGUCUUUUACCCAACACGAGGGUGCUCCGCUCGGCGUCCGGAUCCAAGGGGACUAUGGCCACGCGCAGCUUGAGAGUGCCGUCCGCGGCAAAGUAGCCAUCGUCGCGCAGCUGGGACAAGGCAGCGAGCGUGCUGCAGUAGACCGUCCGGAGGCGACUCACUUCCAUCGAAUCGCUGCGCUGGAAGCUCUUGAGUGGAGAUUCGUGGAUGAAGCGCACCAGCAGCUGGAAACGUCCCAUCACGCCACGGCACUGGCUCGUGUCGACGUCCAAAAUCAACCAGUCCAUGUCCUUGCGGAGGCGCAACUGCCACGGAACACCGUACUGAUCACGGAUGGUGGUCGCGCUCGUGGCAUCUUCCACGAUUCCCACACUGAUGAUCGACGGAACCUACUAGGAGUGGUCGUACUGCGGCAGCGGCACUUUCACCUUCGCCGGCUCCACGUCCUGCGCCAGCCGCGCCACAUCGAACAGCUUCAUCAGCUGAUCCUGCUGCUUGGCCUGCAGGCUCUUCAGCAGCUGCCCACUUUCGUUCCGGAGCGCCCGCUCGACCACCUUCUGCAUCUGCUUCUUCGGGUCGAGCGCGCUCAUAAUUUCCGCAAGCUCCCCCGCCAGCACCGCAUUUUGCUCCGGCGGUUUUUCCUUCGCUUCCGGCUGGUCCUUGUCCUUGGGCAGCACGUCAAAGUGGUGGCACAGCACCCACAGGCUGUGCUCGAUCUCCUCCAGCUUCCGGGCGUGCUGCUCGUUGGUGAUGUGGUCCGGCAGGACGGGGCGCUUGUAGCGUCGGUCGGCCGUCGUGGUGGCCACGUCGAAAAAGACGAUCGCCGGACACGACCGAAGCCCAUAUCGUCGUCCUCGGACUCGGACUCUUCCUUCUUCUCCUCCUUGGCGGCGGCAGCCGGAGCGGCCGAAGCAGCAGCAGCAGCCGGGGCAGCGACCGCGGCGAACUUGCUCGGGUCCUUGAUGAACUCCUUGACCGUUUCGGCCUCCUUGAACUCGACCUCGGUGACGGCGGCGAUGGCCAGCAGGUUGCGGAAACCGUUGGCAAUGCUGUGCGGCACGGAAGCCAGCGUCGGAUCUUCCGGCUUGAUGUCCAGAAUCUCCGGCGAGAAGAUCGAACCAGAGUCGUACACCUGCUCAAUCUGCAGACCGUACGAGAACGGCGAGAUGUUCAACAUGUUGAGCAGCGUGGCCUCGGAAGCUCCGACCUUGUCUCCGGGCUUCAGAAUGGGCACAUCGUUGAUGAUUUCAAUCGUACCCUUGGAAAUCUUGGUCGGGAUGGACAGCGCCUGGAAGAAGGAGGUCUUCUCGGGGCCGAGACCGGUGUUCUGGGCCGGGAUGAUGACCUCCAGCGGAGCGAUGGCACCAGCACGAGCCGGGGCACGCACCUUGCUCUCCAUCAGCUUGUCGCGGAUGUCGGCCAGAUCGCCCUUGGUGAACACGAAGCCGACGUUGCCGCGGAUGUGCGGCAGCAGCUUCUCCAGGACGAUGGCCGAGCCACGGAGCGAGAUACGGAUGGUCUGCAUCUGGCGGGAACCGACAUUGUCGGCGCCCACGAUGAAGCACUUGGGGUACUCAUCGAGCAGUUGCUCACCUUCGGAGCGCUUCCAAACAAUGGAGGUAAUCGACAUGAACCUCGAGUACGACCUGGCCCGCAUAUGCCGGUGCUGCCGUCGCGACUCCCCGGAUCUGCAACCCAUCUUCCUGGACGGUGCCGCCGUCGCAGACGGCACCACGCUGUACGAAAUGCUCGCCAGCUGCACCCAGAGCCAGCCGAACUUCAACGACGGCUUGCCGUCGCAGCUGUGCGGGGAUUGCGUCUCGGAGGUGACCACGGCGUACGGGUUCCGCAAGCGGUACGAGCAGAGUGAGUUGCUGCUGCGGGAGUAUCUGUCGCGGAGGAAGGUGGAGCCUGCGGCCUGCGGGGUGAAGGUGGAGGAGCUGUUUGACGUGAAGACGGAGCUGAUCGUGGUGGAGACCGUUGGGGAGGAGGAGGAUGAGUUGAUGACGGUGGAGUUUGUGGAGGAGAGUGGGGAGGAUGAGGAUCAAGAUUAUGAGGUGGGGAGUUUGGACGAGAUGAUUGAGGAGUUGGAGGAGUUGAAGCCGCGGCCGAGGGGGCGGAAGGCGAAUGGGUAUUCGAAGAUUAAGGGGGAAGGGUUUGGGUGCGAUUCUUGCGAGCGGGUGUUUGCGGAUCGUCGGGGGAUUACGAACCACGUGAAGCAGCAUGAAAGGAAGGAGGUGAAGCAGUGUCCGCUGUGCAGCCGGGAGUUUACCUCGUCGUAUCACUUGAAUAGGCACGUGAAGAUGCACGAAAACGACACGGAUUGCGGGGUUUGCGGGAGGAAGUUUGGGCUGUAUCAUGACUACAAGGACCACAUGGCGGUGGAACAUCCGGGGGAGGCGUUGGUGGAACCGAAGAAGUCGGAGCGGUCGGAGCGUGAGCUGGCUCUCACGUUGACGGCGGAGCUGUUGGAGGAUCCGGGCAGGAUGGAAGCGAUUUGUCGGAUUUGUGACGCCACGUUUGAGCGGAUAGCGCAGCUGAGGAGGCAUCUGCGGACGCACGAGGAUGUGAAGUCGUUUGAGAACGUCAACAUCGCCAACAAGCCGUACCUGUUUGAGGAAGGUUACGUGCUGGAGAACUACCUCGAGUACCUGGUGCAGCAGGUUUGCAAGGGGAAUCUGUUGCGAUUCUACCAGAUUGUCGAGCCUGACGGUGAGGAGUUGGAACUGAGCGAUUCCGACACGGAUGGUGAAGAUGAGGAAGUGGUUCGACGCGAGCAUGGUUGUGGCCUCUGUCAGCAGAGCUUCCCGCGGAUUAAACUGCUCCGCGAGCACGCUAAAAGUUGCCAUCGUCCGGAAGAAUUGAUCGGUUGCAAGCACUGCGCCCGAGGCUUCCCCAACACGACCCUCUUCAUGCGGCACCUGCGCCAGCAGUGCGAAAACACCGUCAAGAAGUUCCACUGCACCUUUUGCAACGAAAAGUUCAUGUGGCAAACCUCGCUCAACAAGCACGCCCAGCACCACCACAAACCCACGAAACCGCUCUGGGAGCGACCCGGCGACGAGUCCGGAACCUCAGCCGCGAACGAAGAAUCCGCGAAAAAGUUCGUCUGCCAAGUCUGCUCCAAAGGCUUCCAGCGGCUGGAACACCUCGAGCGCCACAUCAAGAUCCACAUCCCGUCGGAGAAAAAGUUCGAAUGCCCCGUCUGCCACAAAAAGUUCAACCGCAAGGACAACCUCCGCUCGCACCUCAAAAUCCAUCAAAAAGACCCCGACGCGGACGCCGACCCCGCCAACAAGCAGAACCAACUGUGCGUCUACUGCGGCCGCGGCUUCUCCAACUCCUCCAACCUCAUCGUCCACAUGCGACGCCACACCGGCGAACGCCCCUACCGCUGCGACAUCUGCGACAAGGGCUUCCCCCGCUCCUCGGACCUCCAGUGCCACCGCCGAACGCACACCGGCGAAAAGCCCUGUCUCUGCACCAUCUGCGGCAAGGGCUUCUCCCGCUCCAACAAACUGGUCCGCCACAUGCGCAUCCACACCGGCGCCCGGCCCUACUCCUGCUCGUACUGCGACCGCGCCUUCACCCAGUCCAACGACCUCACCCUGCACAUCCGGCGCCACACCGGCGAAAAACCCUACGUCUGCGGCGUCUGCAACGAGCGCUUCAUCCAGGGCACCGCCCUCAAGGCCCACCAGCGCGCCACCGGCCACAACGACGACGGCGCCACCCAGCCGGAACGCUUCGCCGCAAUCAGCGUCAACAACCCGCACCGGAUGGGCGUGAACGGGCCGAAGGCCCUGCGACAAAGCGCCACCGUCAAAGCGGUCAAGUCGCGCAAGAAGAAGGCGGCCGCCGCCGUAGAACCGAUGACCGUCGUCGAGGAGGUGGUCGCGCCGCCACCGCAACCGUACGUCCCGACCGUGCCGUCGUACGUCAUGCAGAACUACGACCUGACGGCCGGCGGGUUGUUUGCGCAGAGUUUUACCCAGCAGUAGGCGGGGAUUUUUGGUUGUGUAAUCACGAUUUGCAAAUAAAACGAAUAAUGCCGUCGACUCUUGCGAA